Neltuma alba is the source of this 4210-nucleotide messenger RNA. Its product is annotated as putative disease resistance protein At4g11170. The record is from RefSeq and is a predicted model, not a curated record. The transcript has 5 exons. Lineage: Eukaryota; Viridiplantae; Streptophyta; Magnoliopsida; Fabales; Fabaceae. Gene Ontology annotation, biological process: signal transduction; defense response. The coding region runs from base 543 to 4037 and encodes 1164 amino acids. Gene Ontology annotation, molecular function: ADP binding.
UUCUUGAUCAAAUAGAUAUGGCCAUUUAUGCUGCUUCAUCCUCUUCCUCUGCUCCAUCCCUGCCCAAAAAAGUAUGAUGAUUUCAUCAUCUUUAGGGGUGAGGACGCUCGCUCCAACUUCACUGGCCACCAAUAUAGACUGCCAACCCCCCAAAGGACAUGAGAUCUCACCAUCACUUCUGCGAGCAAUCGAGGAUUCAUGUUAUGCUUCUUCGAGAUUGUACUCGGAAGUUAAUGGGCAGAUCGUUAUUCCUGUCUUCUAUAUAGUUGAGCCAUCUCAUGUGCGCAAUCAGAUUAGGCUUUACGAGCAAGCCUUUGAGAAAUUUGAGAGAGAUCUCAAGGACAACCAGCAUAAGAUGCAAAUCUGGAAGCAAGCUUUCAACGAAGCUGCAAACUUAGCUGGUGACGACUCUCACACAUGCAGGUAAUAAAUUCAUUCACAUUCUUCUAUUCACAAAUGAUGGCGUUAGCAAUGAUUCACUGAUGGAUCAAGUAAUUAGGAAAUCUUAAUCAUUUUCUGAUAAAUAUAUAUAUAUUUUUUAAAUGCUCAUGGGCAAUGCUGAACCCGCUACCGGGCAAGCGAGGCCUUGGUUUUCAGCAACGCUGGUUUUCCUCAAAAGUGAUCUAGGACUCCCUGAGGGAAAGUUAGGAUUUGCUUACGAGCAAACGAGGACAUUUCACCUCUGGAUGGCUCACCAGGACAUGGCCCCUGAUGCUGCUUCGUCCUCUGCCUCUGCUAAAUUUUCCAUCAAGAAAUAUGAUGUUUUCAUCAGCUUUAGGGGUGAAGACACUCGUGCCAACUUCACGAGCCAUCUUUAUGAAGCGUUCUGCAGGAAGAAAAUAAGAACAUACAUAGACUCCAAACUUCCCAAAGGAGAUGAGAUCUCAGCUGCACUUACGCAAGCAAUCAAGGAUUCCUACGCCUCUGUUGUGGUAUUCUCAGAAAAUUAUGCUUCUUCAAGAUGGUGCUUGGAUGAACUCACCCACAUACUUCAUUGCAAAAGGGUUCAAGAACAGAUUGUUAUUCCAGUAUUUUAUAAAGUUGAGCCCUCUCAUGUGAGAAAUCAGACUGGCCUUUACAAGCAAGCAUUUGAGACCUAUGAGAGAGACGUCAAGGUCAACCAACACAAGGUGCAAAUGUGGAAGCAUGCGCUCAAUGAAGCUGCAAACUUAGCUGGUUAUGACUCACACACUUUCAGGGAUGAAUCUGAACUGAUUCAAAAGACUGUCAAAGACAUAUUGCAGAAGUUGAGUCACAAAUAUCCACCUGCUGAUUUGAAAGCACUUGUCGGUAUUGAUGAAAAGUGCAGGGAGAUUGAAUUAUUGUUAAGAGAUUUUGAAACCAUUGGAAUUUGGGGCAUGGGGGGUAUUGGCAAAUCAACCGUUGCCAAAACUAUAUUUGUCAAAUACUCUUCCCAUUAUGAAGGCUCUUGCUUCUUGGAAAAUGUAAGAGAAAAGUCUGAAAAUGGACUUGCUGAAUUACGUUAUAAGUUUAUCUCCUGUUUAUUAAAGGAAGAAGAUACUUGUACUGAUCCUUUAACAACUUUUGUUCUAUCUAGACUUAGUCGUAUGAAAGUUUUUGUUGUUCUUGACGAUAUCAGUACUGUGGAGCAAUUAGAAUAUUUGGUGGGAGAACCAUUUUGCUUUGGGCUGGGAAGUAAAAUUCUCAUCACAACUAGGGACAAGCAUGUGCUUAGCAAAGGAGUUGAUGAAAUAUAUAAGGUUAAGGAAUUGGACUUCCACCAAUCCCUUAAACUUUUCAGCUUGAAUGCCCUCAACACUAGCCUGCCGAUAAUGGGAUAUGAAGAACUAACAAAAAGGGCAGUUGCUUAUGCAAAAGGAAUUCCAUUGGCUUUAAAAGUUUUGGGUUCAUAUCUCCGUGGCAAAAGUGAGGUUGAAUGGAAUAGUGCAUUGAGAAAACUUGAGAAGACUCCCCAUGAAAACAUUCAAAGAGUGUUGAGAUUGAGUUAUGAUGGACUGAAUCAUGAAGAAAAGAACAUAUUUCUAGAGAUUGCAUGCUUUUUGAAGGGAAUGUUGAAAGAACAUGUGAUCAGCCUAUUGGAUUGCUACAACUUCUAUGGAGCUAUUGGCAUAAGAACACUUCAUGAUAAGGCUCUCAUAAAUGCAAAUGAUCACAUGCCUGUAGAGAUGCAUGAUUUGAUACAAGAAAUGGGGUGGGAAAUUGUUCGUGAAGAAUCUAUCAAUGAACCCGGAAGACGGAGUCGAUUAUGGGAUUGUGAAGAAAUCUAUGAUGUUUUGGCUAAUAACAAGGGGACUGAUAAACUUGAAGGCAUAAUGUUAGAUGUGUCUCGAAUCAAAGAUAUACAUUUGAACGCCGACACUUUCAAAAGGAUGUCUAAUCUGCGAUUUCUUAAAUUUUAUUCUGAUUUAAACCAUCGCUCAAGUCAUGUAUAUUUACCAAAAGUUCUUGAGUUUUUUCCUAGCAAAAUAAAGUAUCUAGAGUGGUAUGGAUACCCACUUAAAUCUCUGCCACCAACUUUUCGUCCUGAAAAUUUGGUUGAGCUUCACAUGCCAAAUAGCCACGUUCAAAAGCUUUGGAAUGGAAUUCAGGAUCUCGUGAAUUUAGAAGAGAUAAACCUUAGCGGAUGCAAACGGUUGAAGGAGCUGCCAAAUUUCUCUAAAGCCUUAAAUCUGAAAGUAGUAUCUCUUGUUGAUUGUGAAAGUUUGCAAUAUGUUCAUUCUUCUAUUUUGUCUCUCCACUCGCUUGUUGAAUUGGACUUAUGCCGGUGCAAGAGACUGAGGAAACUGAAAACUAAGUUUCAUUUAAAAUCUCUACAAUACAUUCGAGUGGAUGAGUGCAUCAGUCUCAAGGAAUUUUCAGUGUCAUCAGAAAAAAUAAAGGAGUUGAAUCUGUGUCACACAGGAAUCGAAAAUUUGCACUCGUCCAUAGGGCAUUCAAGUAAUCUGGAAGUGCUGGAUCUGUUUGGCUUAAGACUGAAGAAAAUUCCAAAGCAGUUAUCGUGCUUGAGAACAUUGACAAUGCUCAGGCUUCCUAAUUGUGAACUGCUUGAUAAUUCGAUGCUACAUAUGUUAUUUGGGGGCAUGUUGUCUCUAACUGUAGUAUAUUUGACAGAUUGUAGUCACAUAACUGAACUUCCCAACAACACAGAACAUCUUUUAAGGUUGGAAUGUCUCUUCUUAUCGAACUGCAGGAAGCUUCGUUCUUUACCAAAACUUCCACCAUCCAUUGCAACCUUAGAUGCCUACAACUGCAUGUCAUUAGAGAUAGUGUCAACCUUUAGACCACUGCACAGGAGUGAAAAAUACUUCUCAUUUAUGAAUUGCGUGAAACUGAAUGAACAAUCACUUCAUAGUAUCAUAGAAGACGCCUAUUCUAUAAUCAAUGCAGCUGCUUGCAGGUUUCAACAAGAAAGAAAGGCUAAAGGUGCUCGUAGUUUGAUUUGCUUUCAUGGAAGUUUAGUACCUGAGUGGUUCAGAUAUCGAACAGAAAAAGGCUCCGUCAUAAUUGAAGUCCUUUAUAAUUCAGACUUGUUGGGAUUUUCUCUCUGCGUUGUUCUUCAGUUUCACUCAGAGAAAUCAUGUUAUGUUGCCCUAAACUGUGCGUGCUACUUGGGAGGUUUUAAUGUGGCAAAUUUACCGUACAAUAAUCUGUUUCUUCCAAAUAUGAACUCUGAUCAUGUGUACAUAUGGAAUAAUGAGUUUGGUUCUGGUGAGAUAUUGAAGGCGAUUGAAAGACGAGGAAAUGAAGAGUCACUCACUGACAUAAAGCUUUGCUUUGAAUUCAGUGUAGAACCUCGUUUUGGGUACGAGGUUGGUAACAUCAACGAGGUAGUUGGUAUCAAAGAAUGUGGGGUAUGUCCAUUAUAUGUCUCAGAAUGUCAGAAAUUCUCUCCACAAAUGGAAAUGGUGAAGAAUAAGAAGAGGCCUCGUGAUGUUGAUGAACAACAGCCACUUAUUCAGUUGAAGAAGCUCAAGAUUGACUAUGAUUCCCAUGCCGACACAUGUCAUGAUAUUGAUGAAUUGAAGGCUCUUUUCAUGGCAAUUAACAUCAGCUGAAAUCCCUUCUUCACCACCAACUCUGUUAUAUGGAGCUUCCGUUUCAUCUCAAACUUGUUCCUACAAUGAAACCAAGACCCUCAUGCAAGUAACUUUCUUAUUAGUCAUUGCUUAAUCCAUAUCAAACUCUGUCUCUCUUGCUCUCUCAUAAUAUUUUUCCUUUUUAUUAGGCU